Molecule: messenger RNA, 3946 nt
Organism: Cyphomyrmex costatus
Lineage: Eukaryota; Metazoa; Arthropoda; Insecta; Hymenoptera; Formicidae
Gene: lig
Product: ubiquitin-associated protein-like lingerer
Exons: 15
Coding region: 147-3551 (1134 amino acids)
Cellular component (GO): nucleus; cytoplasm
Molecular function (GO): protein binding
Source: RefSeq, a predicted model, not a curated record
CGCCGAGGUGCCGUGACUCCCGCACGCUUCCGCUCCCCGUCGCGCCUGCGAAAGCAUCCGCACGACGUCCACGGCAGCCACUGUAAAUAGGGAGUGUAUAUAGUGUGAUACGGUGAGUGCUUAGGUGCGUGGGAUUUUAGUUGGCAAUGAGUUCAAGCAACAAAUCCUUGGUGUCCUCUGGUGGAAGAGGCACCAAUAAAAAUAAAUCACAACAACAUGGCAAAUCUGAUCAUCAUCAUCAUCAAACUAAAUCAGAUUCAACCAAACAUGACAAGGCUCAGCAAAACACAAAUCAAAUGCGCAACGCGCAAAUCAUCGAUACCAGAAUGGCGGGAGGUGAGGACCCUGUUCUGAAGGAGCGUAUCAAACAGGUCAUGGAUAUGACUCGACGUUCGGAAGAUGAGGUGAUCAUGGCUCUGCACGAUAGUGAUGGAGAUUUGGACCGCGCUGUUAACGACCUUCUAGAAGGAGUAAAAACAGAAUGGGAGGUUAAAAAGAAGAAGCCUCGUCAGCCUAGCGGUUCCAAGCAGACCACAGAUCAGUCGAGUGGACAAGACGACAAUGGCGAUUGGGAAGAGCGACGUAACCAACGUGGUGGUGGUCCUCCGCGUAUGCGCGGCCGCGUUAAUCAUGACAAUCGUGGAUGGCGCGGACGAGAAAAUAAGGAGAACGAGAGGAACAUGGAAGAUGGUAUGCGUGAUGGCAGCUAUAGCAGAAGAGGCAGAGGUGGAUCCGGAAGAUCAGGUCGCGGAUGUCGUAGCGGGGGCCGAGGUCUUGGUCCAAGAACAUUUGCAAACCGAAACGAUCCAUCAUCUGCCUCCACUGCGCAUGGUUUUAAUCGGCCCAUUGAAACCUGGACAGGUAGUGAGGAGCAACAACAAAGUAUUCAAGAACCAAAAAUGGAUGCUUGGAAUAAUUUGGACUCUACAGAAGACUGGGAUAACGAGGAGUACACAGGAUCUCUGGCAGAUACGAAAGUCUUCACCCCGAGCACGAACAUCCUCGAGCCUCCGCCUGUUCUGGAGGAACAGAAGCCCCAGGAAAUAUCAUCCACGCAAACCAAUCAGGGGGUUAAUUUGUCACUGCUUCAGCAGGAGGAACUACCAAAACUGUCGGAUAUGUCUACAAUGCAGCAGCAAAAUUUAAUACAACCUCAACAGCAAGCCCAACAACAAGUGUUGGGCUUACCGACAAUGCAACUAUCACAACCUAGCGCUAUUAGUGGUGUACUAACAGCGGCACAAACUCAAUAUCUGACGCAACUUACUCAGCAGACAAGUGAAAACUUAAAAGCAGCUGCACAAACGUCGUUUUCGUCAUCCAUGUCCAAUCAGCCUCAGAGACAAACGAAACAACGUCCAAGAGUACCUCCACCGUCGAAAAUACCAUCAAGUGCUGUAGAAAUGCCUGGUGAUGCGGUGAAUAGCGGAAUCGGUUUCCUCGAUGUACAGUUUGGCGCGCUUGAAUUCGGUAGCGAUUCCAGCUCCAUUGACGGUUCGGCGAAUGAAAAGUAUAACUCCACAAGUAAUACAAUCACCGGUGUAGACAUUUCUUCCGGUGCGAAUACUGCGAACACUGCCAAUACGAGUAAUUCGCUCGACAUCGAAACUACGCAGACUUCCACCACACCUUUCAACGCCAGCUCACAGAUGUUACAGAGCACCGACACUCUGCCAGCAUCCAAUGAGCAUACGAUUAGUUCCCAAGGUUUCACUCGUGGAAGCAGUAGUGGCCAAAGCUUGGACAUAACCAAGCAAGAUUUCACAUCGCAAGUCUCACCCGGAAAUGCACCGACGUACGGUGGUACGACGACCUAUCAGUCGUCGCAAAAAUCAUCUUUCCAGCCGUCGAGUGGUACGCCAAGUACCUACAAUGCAUAUUCGACUAAUAAUCAAUCUCAGUCUAGCUUCCAAAAUGCGUCAGGCGCCAAUGCGAGUAGUUAUUCUGCGACGGUAACAGUUUCACAGGCGAGUUACAACUCUUCGACGUCGUUUCCGCAAUCCAACACGUCGAACUUCAGUCAACCCUCUCCUUCCGCAUCGGCGUCCGCGACUUCCGGUUACAACCAGCCGACCACUAGCAGUCAGGUUUAUCCAUCCGCAAGCGGAUAUGUACCGGCUACAACAUCGCAAUAUCCAGCGCAGGCUACUAACACAGUAUCAAACAGUAAUGCGGGAUAUCAAACUUACCAGCCUCAAUAUCAGUCUUCAAUAGCAGUUACGACCUUUACGUCUCCAAUAACUCAAAGUUCCGGUUAUCAGAGUGCCACGCAGUCUGUGUACGCAAAUCCAUACGGUAGUUAUGCCAGCCAACCGCAGGCAGCGUCUCACAAUCACAAAUUGAACAGCACUGCGACGAAGGAUUCACAGUACGAUAGCAGUGCAACAACGUCAAACAGUUCUCUCGCGACGACUAGCGCACCAACGUUGGGUCUCACCUCGACGUCAGUUAAUAGUUCACAGACUAAAGUGACGAAUUCCAAUGCUGUUCCAAAAAGCACAUCAAGUGGAGUAGUGACGGGUAGCAGUGGUACCGGCAAUAUGACAGGCGGUGGCGCAGCCGGAAGUAUGACGCCGAUGCUUAGUCAUCAGUAUAUCAUGGGCCAAGCGGGUGUACCAUAUGCAGCUUUUCAGCAACCCGUGUACAGUUACGAAGAUAUACAACUUGUACAACAGAGAAUACCACAUAUGCCAACUACUGGUUACUAUGACGCGGCUCUGGGCUAUCAGACGACUGGUCCCGCUACGAGUCUCGGUGGUGGCAGAGGUGAUGCCCUAUCUGGUGUGCAAGGCGUACAGGGUGUCCAAGGAGUCCAGGGAGCCUAUACCAGUAUUAGCGACGCUAGGUUUGCCAGAAAUGACAGCAACGCAUCGCCAGUUCCUUCCACUAUGUCGCAGCAGACUGCUACGCAGCAUCAACAGCCGAUGAUAAAUCCUACUCUUCCUCCGGGAUACGCAUACGCAUUUACUUACGGUAGUGGGAUUAUGCCGGGAGGUUUUCAAUAUGGAACUCCUGCCAUUUAUCCGCAAAUAGCAACGGCUGGCAACGCUGGGACGAAUAGUGGCGCGUACAGCGCUAAACCGGGUAGCUAUGGAUCUGGUUAUGGCGCUGGUGCGAGCUACGAUGCACUGGCUUCCGCUGGUCCGUCUGGAGAAUAUAAGGGGGCCGGUAGCAGUUACACCGGAACUCAAACUGGUAAAACUGGCACAUCCACGGGAAACACUAAUACCGCUGGUUCUUCCGCAACAGAUAUCAGCGCUACGAUGUACGCUAAGAGUCAUGUUGCUCUUGGCAAAGUGAACUCUUACGAAAAACAGACUUUCCACUCGGCUACGCCACCACCAUUCGGUCUUACGGGUAGUCAAAAUGCUGGUUUGCCCGGUGGUUACGGUGGCCCACACUUAUUUAUCCCGACUAUACCACAUCAGCUACAUCAGCCACUUCAUCAGGAUGGCGGCAACAGCGGCAACCAAAGGUCCAACACGAGUUCGCAAAACAAAGCUCAAGCGAAGCCUGGAUACAGUCCUAGUUACUGGACCGGUAGCAACUAAAUACGAAAAACAAAAGACAAAGUUUUGAACGCGACACAAAGGAAGGACGAAGUAAGAAUAUAACAUCUUAUUAAUAGAAUAACAAAUCGUCCUUUGUUGUGAAACGCGAUUGUGUGACAUAGAGACUUUGACGUUGUCAUUAGUUAAAAAUGACGCAUAAAUUGAUAGACGAGAGACUUUACUUUUUUCGAGAAUAACACGAGUCAAUGUGAAAUGAAGGGUGAAUACUUUUGAAAAUUGAAAGGUAUAUGCAAUUAUUGACCAGAUGCUUCCUUCAAUGGUAAUGAAUAACCAAUUUUCGCCCCCUCCUCCCAUGUGUAUGCUGUAUACUACAUUCACUUGUACUUGAUAAUUUAUUUGUUCGGUUCAGCACACUCGCAAACUUCUCCAAGAGA